CGGUCCCCGCCGCAGGCCGCCACUGCCACCUCAACCUCACGGGGCCUCCCAGGGUCUCGACGCGUGGUCUGCCGGAGUAACCGCGAAGGCGCCCCGCGGCCCCGCAGGACCCCCCUCGUAGAUGCCCCCGGGGCCCUCAGUCGGGCUGCGUGUCACCCCGGCCGCGCCGACCACCCCAGGGCGCGCCCCGCGGCCGUGACACAGCGGGCGAGGGUCCCUGCAAACUAGUCCCUACAGCUUGCACGCGCCCGGGAGGCUCUUGCGUGUGUCCCAACGCACGUGGUUGGUGUCGAACACGGCGUUUGCAAGAAAAGGUUAAAGGGAGGUGGGGGAAACUUCUGGAAAGAUGGCGCUGCAGACCCUGUUCGGGCUGCUGAGCGGCUCCAAGAGGCCAGGACUGGCCCCACUGGGGCGUUUUUCCACUUCCUGUUGUUUGUGUGACCGGAAGAAAAAAGCGAACCCUUAUGAAAAAGUGGAUCAAGAAAAAUACUCUCAUUUAGUUCGGUCUGUCUUGUCCUUCAGAGGCCAGGCCCAGACCCCAGAGUCGCUGUUCAAGGAGGAUGCUUUGCUCUACGGGCCUGUGAGUAAGUGCAAGCCCCCCGGGAAAGAAGAGGCAGCGAAAGCCCCGAAGAAUUGGUUUCCUUUUCUCAAUCCAGAGAGAAGUAGGAAACCGAAUUCAGCGAGUGAGCCUGCAAGUCCCUUGAAAAUACCUUUGCAAAGGAAUGCUAUACCGAGUGUAACCCGGAUCCUUCAGCAGACCAUGACCUCGGAGCAGAUUUUCUAUUUGGAGCGGUGGAAGCAGCGCAUGAUUCUGGAACUGGGAGAAGAUGGCUUUGCAGAAUACACUUCAAACAUAUUCUUACAAGGGAAACAGUUCCAUAAAGCCUUGGAAAGCCUACUUUCACCCCAGGGGACCGAGAAAGAGAAAGAUGAAAAGCUUUUUGAAUCUGGAUACAUUGAGAGUGUCCAGCACAUUCUAAAAGAUGUCAGUGGAGUACAAGCUCUUGAAAGUGCUGUUCAACAUGAAACCUUAAAAUAUGUGGGUCUGCUGGACUGUGUGGCCAAGUAUCAGGGCAAGCUGUGUGUGAUUGACUGGAAGACAUCGGAGAAACCAAAACCUUUGCUCCGAAACACAUUCGACAACCCCCUGCAGGUUGUAGCCUACAUUGGUGCCAUAAACCAUGAUGCCAACUAUAGCUUUCAGGUUCAGUGUGGCUUAAUUGUGGUGGCCUACAAAGAUGGGUCCCCUGCCCACCCACAUUUCAUGGAUUCAGAGCUCUGCUCCCAGUACUGGACCAAAUGGCUUCUUCGACUCGAAGAAUAUACAAAGAAUAAAAACCAGCAUACUCAGAAAGCAGAUUAGGGAAGGACAUUGGUGGGAGACCACUCGCCACUCUCUCAGAGUUUGGGAAGAUAGAGCCUGUGCACUUGGAAAUGACUGGAGCAGUUGUACAGCAGGUAGAAUACUUGCCUUGCAUGCGGCUGACCCAGGUUUGAUCCCCAGCAUCCCAGAGAGUCCCCUGAGAACCACCAGGAUUCCUGAGAGCAGAGCCAGGAGUACCCUCUGGGCAUCACCGGUCUGGCCCAAAAAGCACCCCCAAAAUUAAGGAGAAUGCCACAGGAUCUGAGAGCAACACUUCAAAUGGAAAUGUUAAUUUGUUGAAAUUUGUUGCAAUCAAAAAGACUUAAAAACAAAAAAGUUUUAGGAUCAAAGAACUGGACUUUAGCAAAUAAAAGACCAACUCUGCAACCUCUGACUUCAUUUUGCAGAAAAGAAGGCAAGCCAGACUGACAUGUCGCUCAGGUCUUUGUACUCCCUGUAGACCUCUCCGUAUCCUGGGCAGGAUGCCCAGCCCUUGAUCAGGGGCAGUGAAGCUUGUGAGAGUUUGCCCAGAGCACACCAGGAAGGGGCAACCACCCUGUCUGUGCAGAGGAAAAGUCUUGUAUCAGCAAACCACUACUGCCAGUGCAGUUUUCUAAGAACUGUUUGAGAUACUGAAGCUCUCUAUAUAUUUCACUGUGGGGAGGGGAUUUCCACUUAAUCAGUACUGCCUCUUGAACAUACAACUGGCUCUUCUCUCCCUUCCCACUCCAGAUUUCCCCCCAAAUUUAGGAUGUAGGUCCAUGGUAGAGCGCUUGCCUUACAUGUGCUCUACAUGGAGCCCUGAUUCCAUCUCUGGCACUAAGUAAUAAAACAAACAAAAACAAAAAGUGGAAUUCUCAGUAUAGAAUUCUAAUGGCUGUAUUCUGAUUUGAGUUCCUGGGUCAUAUACACACAGAAAAUGUACUAUUUGUGGAAUUUUUUCAGUUAUGGCAAACAGUAAUAUCCAAUAGCUUUAUCUGUAUUUGAUAAAUAAUAAAAAUUAUUAUCACUGGGUUUGGGAAACCAAAGCAUAUGACCAUGAUAGCCCUAGAAAAGGGUUUGCUGUUUUACAGAGUGUUUUGUUUGUUUGGGGCCACACCUGGUGAUGCUCAGGGUUACUACUGGCUCUGUACUCAGGAAUCACUUCUGGGGGUACUCAGGAGAUCAUAGGGGAAGGAAGAUAGAACUUGGGGAUCAGUGCCAGGAAUUGACCCAGGUAUGUGGCUACAUGCAAGGCAAGUGCCUUACCUGCUCUACUAUCCCAGCCCCAGCUUUUGGUGUAUUGUUGUUGAUAGUGCUCAGGGCUCACUCCUGGUUCUGCACUUCCAAUUAUUUCAGGCAGGACUUAGGGAACCAUAUGUCAUGCUGGGAAUCAAACUCAGGUCGGCUUUGUACAAGGCAAAAGCACCCAACCCUGAGUUAGCAUUUUAAGUUAGAUUUGCCAUCUUGGAGUAAAAGGGUAGAGCCAGAGAAAUAGUGCAGGGGGUAAGGUGCUUGCCUUGCUUGCAGAGCACCCAGUUCCAUUGGUCCCCUGAGCACCACCAGGAGUAAUACAGAGCCAGGAGUAGCCCCUGAGCACUGCCAUGUAUGAACAAAAAUAGGCUUUGUAGAGGCAGACUGGGGGUGGGGGGGUAGGAGGAGGGUAAUUGAGGACAUUGGUGGUGGGAAAUGUACACUGGUGAAUAGGAUGUGGUGAAGGGACGGGUGUUGGAACAUUGCAUGACUGAAACCCAAUCCUGGACAACUUUGUAAAUGUUUUUCUCUUGGUGAUUUAAUUAAAAAUAUUUUUUUUAAAUAGGCUUCUACAAUCAUUUUUUUCUGUCAUUAGUAUGAGAAAUAGAUUUGAGUUAAUAAGGCUCCUUGUUUAUUUUACAAGUCUGAAAAUUGUUCUUGAAUUUGUUUUUAAUUGCUGAAUGAUUUCACUGGCCUAGCAGCUGUGAUAAGUGAGCUUUGUGACAGCUGACUGGAUAAGUAGAGUCAGGAAGGAGAGAGGAGGGUUGAGGAAGAUCUUGUAUUGAUGCAGUAUUCUUCGGCACUGUUUUCAAAGUAGCAUUUGUAGUUGGGAUUUCCAGUUAGAAACCAAGUGGGAUCAUUAAAAAUUGCACCAGCAGAUUUAUUCUAGUAAGUUUCACCCUAGAAUGUAGGGACUAGAUACAGAAAGAGUUCCACACUGUUCACUGGGGUAAAUACAAAUGUUGCUUGAACCUGUCUUUUCCCCAGCUGAUGGUGGUAUGAAGUGUUUGUGAGAGACCCUCAGCGUCUGGCUAGGAGAGCCUGGUUGGUCUGAGAAGAGUGAAAGUACAGCCUGUGCAGGUUCCUCUAACCCACACACCAGGAGUGUCUGAAGCUCAGGUAUCACCAAUUAACUACCAACUCUUUGAGAGGACAAAAAAUGUUAAUCUUUUUGUUUCUGGGCCACAACCAGUGGUGCUGGGUUACUCCUGGCUCUAUGCUCAGGACUGCUGGCAGUGCUCCCAGAGGACCAUGUAGACUUCCAAGGAUCGGUCCUUGUCAGCUGUAUGCAAGGCAAGCAAGCGCCUUACCCACCAUACUAUCACUCCAGCUGCAAGAAAUGUUAAUUUUAACAAAAGUUAGUUUUACUAAUUGGCCAGAAGUGGAGAAAGCCAAAUUUGAUUUUUAGAGAAGUCACAGCUCUUCAAAAUAUGUGUGUGUUCAUUAACAGUGUAGGCUUUUUCCAGUGUGUCCAUGGCCAUGAGACACUUCCCCACCUCGGCCUGCAGCCGCCAAGAGACUCAUGAGGGAAGGAACAGGGUCACCAAGCUGGUUGGUGAUCGGUUGCCAUUUAUUCAAUCUCAGUCCCGCCAUUUAUUCCAUUCUCCCCACGCGCCUAUUCCAGUCUCGCUGCAUGCCCAUUCCCGUCUCACACUGCCCCUCAUUCCCGUCUCCUACUUUUCCCACAGCAAGUCUCCCCGCGCCCAGACCUGCUGCCUUAGUGAAGAGCCCAACUCCAGGAGUUUGGGGUAGCAGAUACACAAAGGUCAGAUAGCACAAACAACAUACGUAAAGCCCUUCCUUCUGGGGAAGCUCUUCUGAGACAAAGAUCUCGUCUUGCUGGAGAUCCGCUCCAGGACAGACUUUCAUGUAAGGGCAUACUUCUUUCCUUAACCCAUAACCAUUUAAACAGCCAUCUUAAAUUUACUUCUUAAUAAUCUUUCUAGUCAUUUUAUAUUAAACUUAUAGGGUGGGACUCCUAGGGACAUCUUACUGUGGAUAUCAGACUACAAUCCUCAGGACAGAUUAGCCCUUCCUAAUACCUGCAGGGUUCUUGUCCAGUCAUUUCUCUUUGGGUUAUGACAGUAUUUGUCCAUGACUGUGCUCUCAUUAUAAGUUUUAUGGUGCUUGGCCAGUCCAGUUUCGAUGCCAGGGUAGCUUAUAGCUUGCCCUGGGUCCAUCCAAAUCCCUUCGUUAGGACCCUGCUUUGGGGCUGCUAGGAACUAAGGGCAACUGAGGCUUAAAUCAAGUAAAUAUGACAGAUUUAGGCCCAGGAGUUAAUAUUAUUCUUAAUCAACUCCCAAGUUACAAAAGCAUAGCAUUGUCUUCCUGUGUCCAUACAGAAAAGACAUUGCUUAAAGUAAACUAUGCAAAGGGCAAAGGGAAAGAGAAAAGCAACAUUUCACUGACAAAUACAAAAUCCAGAGUCCUUAGAAGGAUUUGACCUUACAAGUAACAGGGUCUGAUUUGGUGAUUAACAGAGCAGAGAAGUUAAGACAAACACAGAGGAAGGGGAGUGCCUGGAGAGCACUGUGAUGGGCGGGUGUAACCUGAUAAACCAAACCCCCUUGUGGCAGAGGAGAAAGGACAAACCAAUGUUAUCCUACAAUAUGUAUGUUAUUAAUUUUGUGCUAUUCCCUAUAAUAUGUAUGUUAUUAAUUUUGUGCUGUUCCCCUCAAUGAUCUUUUAAAAAUUUACUGUUGAAUAUCCAUGAGAUAUAGACUAUUACAAAGCUGUUCAUGAUUGGGUUUCAGUCAUACAGUGAUCCAACACCCAUCCCUUCACCAGUGUACAUUUCCCACCACCAAUUCGCUCCCACAUCUCCCCCCACCCCUACCCCAACCCUCCCACAAAGCUUGCCUCUAUGGCAGGCACUUUUCUCAUUCUCUCCUUUUGUGCAUUAUGGUUUGCAAUACAGGUACUAAGAGAUCAUCGUGUUCAUUCAGGGCACUCAGUAUUUUUAUCAGAAUGGUAAGGCUGGAGUAGCUUUUUAACUGGUGGCAGCUCUGGGGUGUGGACAUGACUGCUGAGGCUUCCAGAAGUAUAGGGAGGUGGGGGAGGUAGUUCAUCCUGACCCCCAGAAAAGCCUAGUGACUUCAGUCACAAAACCUGCAUAUCUGCAUUUUCAGCAGAUUUUAUCUCAGUGAGGUCCCUCGCAAGAUGGUGGAGUCCAGCCAUGGGACAUGGUGGUGAUUUUGGAUUGUGGCAGCAAAUGGCUGUCAGGGGCUCUGCUUGGGAGGGCACCGGGCGGACCUGCGCCUUCCCCUCCUCUGAUUUAUCCUGGUCUGUUCAGCCUCCUGCAGGUUCGAGAUUAACUGUGGCAUUUGAUCUCUUUCGAGAUUUAUUUAUGGGUCUCUGAAGCAAGGCUGAUAAAUGAGUUUGUAUAGCUGAGCUGGAGGUGAUUUGUGGGUGUGGCUCCAAUGUAACUAACUUUGGGCUAUUUAAUUUCUCAGAAAACUUGGUUCUGAGUUGUUGGGGUCCGGCCAGAGGCACAGCAGCAAUUCUGGUAUAUCAGGAAGCCUGAAGGCACCAUCAGGUACAGGUUGGCUUGCUGGCAGCACCACACUGCCCUCUCAGCUCACUGAUUUAUCUUAGAAACUCCAGUGAAAUAAAACAGGAUUUCAGAUAAAGAGGGAUUCUCUAGAGGGAGUAAUUUAAAAAAAUAUUUGUUUUGGUUCACACCCUAGGGUGCUCAGGGCUUACUCCUGGCUCUGCACGCGAUCACUUCUAGUUUGAUGAUGUCUUUACAAUCAUAAAAUGAAGUUCUGGAUUAAACCAGUGUUUGAAGUUUUUUCCUUUUGUUCUCAAGAGGUAGGUAGGUAAAGUGAGUGAUGGGGUCAGGGAGAUAAUACAGAGGCUCAGGCAUUUGCCUGUGCGCAGCUGUGUUAAGGUCCAUGGUUCGAAUCCCAACAGCACAGAUGCUGCCAGGUGUGGUCCCUGAAUACCACUGGUUGUGGCAAAAAGAUAAGAAAGCAGGUGACAAAAUAAUACAGCAUAAUAGAUCAACUUCAAAGCCUUUGUCUUACAACAACAAAAUUAUUAUAAAAAAUAAUAAUAAAAAUAAUAAUAAAAAUAAAAUAAAAUAAAUAAAGCCUUUGUCUUUGUUUCCCUAACCUUGUUUGCAUCAUAAGUCUGUUGCCUGUCUUUGUUAUUUUUGUUGGUUUGCUUUUUGGGGCCACACCCAAAAUGCUCAGGGGUUAUUCCUAGCUCUUCACUCAGGAAUCACUCCUGGCAGUGCUCAGGCACAAUAAGGAGUGCUGGAAUCUAACCCAGGUGCCAGGCAAGCCCCUGUGAGCUGUGCUACUUCUCCAGCCCCUGUCCAUGUCUUGUGGCGUUCACCUUCCAUGGGUUUACUCUAUGUGCUGGUUUCCAGGAAUUUUGCUUUCAGGUUUUAAGUUUUUGUUGUUUGAGAUGCAUUUUUCACCCCUGUCGCUUUCAUUUCGUUCUCUCACAUGCUUUUUUUUUGGGGGGGGGUCACACCCGGCAAUGCACAGGGGUCACUCCUGGCUCUGCACUCAGGAAUUACUCCUGGCGGUGCUCAGGGGACCAUAUGGGAUGCUGGGAACCGAACCCCAGUCGGCCUCGUGCAAGGCAAAUGCCCUACCCGCUGUGCUAUUGCUCCAGCCCUCUCGCACACUUGAGUUGUGAUGCUUGAACAUACCCACGAUUGUGGCAUAGGGUAACCUAAAGGCUAUGCCACCAGGAUAGCACUGAACAGUGGAGAGGUGGGGGUGCGGAGGGUCAAACUAGCCGCCUUACGCCUGCAAAGCAGGCACGCAGCCUCUGAGUUCUACUGGACCCCUGUACUUGCAGUUUUUACUUGCUCUGGGUUAACAUUUGUUGUUUCUUUGAGCCUGUGUAGGGCGGGGAACAGAGGGGAGGGGCUCGGCCACACCCAGCUGUGCCCCAGCCUUAUCCCCUGUACUUUGUGACUCCAAUGUUUUUUUCUAAGACCAGUCUAGUCUGACUGCUUCCAGAUCUACUGUAUUUUGCACGUAGUUACCAUCUGACUAAUUCCCUCAUGCUUUAUUGUCUUGCUAAUGGGCUGUGAGGCUGAUGUUCUGCUACUACAGCCAACAGUGCAGUAAACAGCCUGUUUCUCUGGUACAGACACAAGACGUGCAACGUGGUAGAAGUAGGACAGAAAUUUUGGCCCUGCCACUUACUAGUUUGUGACCUUGGGCAAGUUACCUGAUCU
Sorex araneus (European shrew) is the source of this 7793-nucleotide messenger RNA. RefSeq names its product mitochondrial genome maintenance exonuclease 1 (gene MGME1). Gene Ontology annotation, cellular component: mitochondrion. The coding region runs from base 347 to 1363 and encodes 338 amino acids. The record is from RefSeq and is a predicted model, not a curated record. The transcript is spliced from 4 exons. Gene Ontology annotation, molecular function: single-stranded DNA exodeoxyribonuclease activity. Gene Ontology annotation, biological process: mitochondrial DNA replication. Lineage: Eukaryota; Metazoa; Chordata; Mammalia; Eulipotyphla; Soricidae.